Molecule: messenger RNA, 885 nt
Organism: Anisakis simplex (herring worm)
Lineage: Eukaryota; Metazoa; Nematoda; Chromadorea; Rhabditida; Anisakidae
Source: the annotation of a GenBank genome assembly
AUGUCAUUAACAAUGAGUCUGCAGUCGUUCUGCUCCACUCCGUCCACCUCAACACCAACCCCAAACCCUUCAGCCUCACCAGCACCAUCCUCCACUCUGUUUCUGAUUCAUUCCAACGCUACCAGCACUAAUCUAUCUCAUCAUACUCAUGUGAUUAUCAUCGAAAAAGAUGACGAUCAGGAGCGUAUCAACGAGAUGAAGGCUGUUUUCAAGACAAUACAGAUCGGUCUGUCGUUUAUAGCCAUUCAUUUUGGCCUCGAACAACUGCCCAACGACAGUUACGAACGCACUUUUUAUUCGACUUAUUUUGAGACGACUAUCAUCAAUACAUUCUUAGUGGCGAGUUGUUACUGUGCGUUGAUGUUGACUCUCGAAAGGUAUAUUCUAAUCACCCAUCCCCACAUGCGUCGUCCAGCCAACCCCAAACGCACCGCACGUCUCCGUAUCGUUCUUCUACUCCUCUUCACCUUCAUUCUACACUCUCCUAUGAGUGCACAAAAUCGCAUCAAAUUCAUCAACGGUCGAUGGCGUAAAAUGCUAUUAUUUAGGCGUGAAAGUGCAUCAUUAAUGCGAAGUUUCACUGAGAAGAAAUUAACCGCGUUAAUGUUUUCCAUUACUUUCAUCUUUCUAAUCGGUAAUCUGCCACAAAUAUUCGUUAUGGUUCUACAGAAUGAAGCCAUCGAAGGCAAUUUCAGCUUUCAAUUACUCAGAAAUAUAGCGAAUGCACUCGAAGUGCUGAAUCACUGCUUGAAUUUCUACGUGUUCUGUAUGGCGAGUAGUGAGUAUACACGAGCAUUCCUACUGAAUUGUUUCUUUGCGAGUCGAUUCUUGAGCAUGAUACCGGCGUGUGCGCGUUUCAUUUACACCACUAAACCGAGCAGGUAA